Girardinichthys multiradiatus is the source of this 5145-nucleotide messenger RNA. It is a transcript of the gene fnbp1l, whose product is annotated as formin binding protein 1-like. Lineage: Eukaryota; Metazoa; Chordata; Actinopteri; Cyprinodontiformes; Goodeidae. The coding region runs from base 395 to 2080 and encodes 561 amino acids. Gene Ontology annotation, biological process: signal transduction. The record is from RefSeq and is a predicted model, not a curated record. The transcript has 16 exons. Gene Ontology annotation, molecular function: protein binding.
AAGAAGCAAUAUAAAAUAAAGAAAUUAUUCAAUUAUUCAACCAUGUUUUCUCUUAAAUCGUGUUUAAACUGUUAAAAAAUAUCCUUCAGUUACACCAACCUAUUCUUUCAUAGUGUAAAAGAAAUGCGCAGAAGGUUUAAUAUUUUUCUGUCUAUAAAACUUUUGAACAUCACAGAUAACAUAUAAAAACAUGACUUAUUAUUACUACACAUUUUCUAUUUAAUUUGAUUUGCUCUGUGGCCCUGGGCCCCUGUAGUGGGGCGGCCCUGCUGGUUCAGUGGGAGGAGGAGAGUCACUCAGUUAGCAGGACGGGAGUCCGAGCGGCAGUUUGGGAGAUCCGAGGCGGGGGGAAAAGUGCGUCCAAACCGGGAGAAGUCACACGGAGGUAUCCGCCAUGAGUUGGGGAACGGAGCUCUGGGACCAGUUUGAUAAUCUGGACAGACACACUCAGUGGGGGAUUGACUUUUUUGAGCGCUAUGCAAAGUUUGUUAAGGAGAGGCUGGACGUAGAGCAGAACUAUGCCAAGCAGCUACGGAACCUGGUAAAGAAAUACUGCCCAAAACGUUCAAAAGAUGAAGAGCCAAGGUUCACAUCAUGUGUGUCGUUCUACUCCAUACUGGGCGAGCUGAACGACUACGCCGGUCAGAGGGAGGUGGUGGCGGAGGAGAUGUCUCACAAGGUUUACCACGAGCUAAUGAGGUACAGCCAAGAGCUGAAAGCUGAGAGAAAACACCACCUACAGGAAGGGAGGAAGGCUCAGCAGUGUUUGGAACACUGCUGGAAACAGAUGGACAAUAGUAAAAAGAAGUUUGAGAGAGAGUGUAGGGAAGCGGAGAAAGCCCAGAUGACCUUUGACCGGCUAGAUAGCGACAUCAACGCCACCAAAUCCGAGGUGGAGAAGGCUAAAGCGCAGCUCUACAUGCGGACUCACAUGGCAGAUGAGAGUAAAAACGAAUAUGCUGCCCAGCUCCAGAACUUCAACGCAGAGCAGUGGAAACAUUUCAACAGCGCCAUACCACAAAUCUUUAAGAACCUGCAAGACAUGGACGAGCGGCGAACAGUAAAGCUUGGUGAAACAUACCGAAGCUUCGCGGAGGCGGAGAGGAGAGUCAUUCCCAUCGUCUCCAAAUGUCUAGAUGGAAUGGUUUCUGCUGCCAAGGCUGUAGAUGAGCGCCGGGAUUCUGCUAUCGUUGUGGAGUCAUUUAAAUCUGGCUUUGAACCACCUGGUGACUAUCCGUUUGAGGACUUCAGUCAGAAUCUAAGCAGAACUGGGUCAGACGGGACCAUCAGCAACACCCCAAAAGGCGAAAGAGAAAGAGACCUGGCCCCGAUCCCACGGUCUGAAGCAAAACAAACAAUAGGCAAGAGCAAGAAUAAACUCUGGCUGUUUGGAAAGAAACCAAAGGUACCGUCUCUGGAGGAUUUCAGCCACCUACCUCCUGAGCAGAGGAGGAAGAGGCUGCAGCAGAAGAUUGAUGAACUCAACAGGGAGCUUCAGAAGGAAACGGACCAGAGGGACGCGUUAAAUAAGAUGAAGGAUGUGUAUGAGAAGAACCCUCAGAUGGGCGACCCCAACAGCCUGCAGCCAAAACUCUCAGAGACCAAUUGUAACAUCCAGAAGCUGCGCUCAGAAAUCCACAAAAAUGAGAGUUGGCUGUCUGAGGUGGAGGGCAAGCAGAGCUCCAGAGGAGACAGACGACACAGUGCAGACAACCACCAUCACACUCCUCAUGGCAGGGAGAGCCCUGAGGGCAGCUACACGGAUGACACCAGCCAGGAGCACCACACGCCUCACCGCCGCCCUGCGCAGCCGGCUCAACCGAUCCAUGACCCUCAUGAGUUUGAUGAUGAAUUUGACGAUGACGACCCGUUACCCGUCGUAGGGCACUGCAAAGCGCUCUACUCUUUCGACGGUCAGAAUGAGGGGACGCUAAGCAUGGCAGAGGAUGAGGUCUUGUACAUCAUUGAAGAGGAUAAAGGGGAUGGCUGGACACGGGCGAGGAAACAGAGCGGGAAGGAAGGCUACGUUCCCACCUCCUACGUAGAAAUCACGAUUGAGAAAAACAGCAAAGGUUCCUGAGGGCUGCAGAGUGGCCGGGCGAUUUGAUUGGCUGGUGGAGGGCUCAUGCUGAUUGCUGAUAAUGAUUGGUGGUGGUGGGGGUGACUGAGACAGAGAGAGGAGAGGGUGGAGGGAGGUAGAGAGAUGAAGUGAGGGAGGUCCGCAUGUUUCUGUGCUCACCUUUCCAUAAUCAACAAAGAGUUUUCAAUUAACGGCAUCUUCAUUUUUGUUAAGUUGCAUCUUGAUUCGCACUCACAGUUCAUCCAAGUUCAAAGCAACAGAAGCUGGAGAGACCUUCAGAUUGGGUGGUGACAGCUGCAGCCGCCUCAGUUACACGUAUAGCAGAGAGCAGUCAAAGAAAUGAAACUACACCUGAGCAGCAGUUUGUUUACCCGCCUGCAUUUUAGAGCUGCACAGCAUAUCAAACCGCAGUUAUAUCACAAUCACAAAGGACUGCUUGGAUGCAAUUAGUGACCAAAGUCAGACAGCGCAUUGAGAGGGGUGGGAACACUGUGACGAUGACACUUCAAUCAGUAUCAUCAUCAAUAAUAUUGCAACAUAAUUCUUACCUCAUGCAGCCCUGUUAUCUUUUCUAUAUUUACCAUAAACAGUUUUAUUUGGGUUUUAUUUUCAAGACUGCCGUAUUAGUUCCCUUUUGCAGCGAUCUGGUGCAUCAUGAACAUGUGGAGCAACAGUAAACAGUCUCAUGUUUUCGGUGCAUAAGUCUGAGCUCUGUCUCACCCUUUUCUGAGAACUAGAGAGCGAGCCAACUGAUGGCUUUAUAUUAAUGUUACUAUAAUAUUUGAAACCAACAACGCCUAAAAACAAAUUUGCAUAUAGAAAACAGUACACAUUAUCUCAGUUUCAACUGAAACAGGAUUUUUACCUAAAACAAAUUCAUCUACCCUCUAUUUGAGCAAAAACAUUACCUGACACUACAUUGUAACUGUGUGCAAAUAUUGCUUUGAUUAUGACCAUUAUCUCCUCCAUCUUGGUAAAAUGCUUAAUAAUGGUGGCCCCACAUGUUUCCUGAUUGGUCACAUGUAGUGUAGGCCAAUCAACAAAGAACAUGCAGGUUAAAGCUGACUGCAGUCGCUCUGGAUGACAUUGAUGUCACGGAUUAAAUGCUGCACACAAACCUGUUGACAUGUUUUAGUUUGAUGACAAACUUAAAAAGAAGAUUUUAAAAGUAAAAGCUGAUAAAUUGGGUCUGCAGUGGUUUAAAGGCUCAUCACCCAGACCACAGUACCACCCAUUAUUUAGACCUGUCUGCAUGUUCUUACACAAUCAUCUAGAUUGAACUACACGGCUCCAAUAAAAGGUUUGCGCUACCUAAGCUUUUAUCUUAAAACUCUAAUCCUGCCACUUGAGUUGCUCCUUCCGUGGUUCGUGUUAAUCUCCGACUCGGUCUGUGUAGGUUUGACACUGAGAUAAACGUUGUUGAAGCACAAGCUGCAAGCUGUUACUACCCCGUCUUUAAAGACUGUAAAGUAUCGUCUGCACAUUUCUGACCAAAAUUUCCUCUUUCAUACAUUUUUCCUUCAACAGAUUUGCUCUAACUGAAAAAAAAAUAACUCUUAAAAGGAGUCUCCUCUGUUGCUGCAGGACAAAAUGGUUUAACGGAGAAGCAUUUUAAAUUUGUGACCAUUCAUGCUCCCGUGUGUUAUUCAUAGCAGCACCGUAAGCUUUCUGCAGGGUUUAACCAAUCAUCAUGGUCUAUUACCUGCCAGCGUCAGGCGUUUCCAGUGUUUGCUGCCACUAACACCAUCAGUGCUGCUGUGCUCCAUCUCACUGCUGUAAUCAUCUGUGCUCUGUUGGUGAUGUCUGCCUGCCUGAGCCACUCUGCUCCUCAUGCCUGCCUUCAUCCUCACCAAAUCGCAUGUUUGUGGCGUCGUUUCAUCUACCUGAAUGUGACCCCAGCAGUAUACUUUGUUAAAUGCCACAUUGUCGUGUUCUAAUGAAGCAUGAUUUAUUUAUGUUUGUAACUUCUCUCAGAGGUCAUUAGACACACAGCAGGACUCUCAGGUAAAUACACAACCCCUCCUCCUCCUGUUCCUCUCUUUCAUUUCUCUGCCUUUCCCUCUGCGGAUGUUAUACCUUCAGUCGACCAGCAGAUGGCAGUCUUCCUUCACCGAACCGCCACUCAGCUCCAGUUGGACUGGGCUUCUUUUAAAAACCCAGAACCACAAACAGGAGCUCAGGACUCUGCCUUAAACCUUCAUGUUGUUUCCUUUUUACGGUUGGGGGAUUUUCACAUAUCUUGCCUUUAUGUCUGACUACAUCUCCCAUCAGCCACCUGGGUCCACCCUUCGCCUCUCGGACUCGAAGGAAGUUUGUUUCACGUAAUCAGCUGUGUUUGUGAAUGUGACGACACGCGUGUAACAGCAGCUGUAUGGAAAGCUAAGUAGGCCAAAAAAUGUCUGUCAUCCUUGGCCUAAUGUCAAAGUGCGCACUCGUGAUUGUGUUACAUGCGUCAUGUUAAUUUCUAUCCAUUGAAUGAUAUGUACAUAUAAACAUCUGUGUCAUGCUGAAUGUGUUUCCAUGGUGAUUGUUUUCAUCUGAGUUUUUAUUUGAUUGGCCUUCUCCUGAGAGACAACAUGGUUUGAAUUGAAGAGAUGCACUUUGCCCUGAAAAAGCGUUUGAACCUGAUUUAUAUGGAAGCAUGAAUGAAGGAAUGAUGUGAAUUUUUCUGAAUGACCACUAAACAAAAAGUUAAAUUUGUUUUGUACUCUUUUUGUAAUUCAAAAACAAUUCCUGUAUUUUUUGCAUGAUUUCUUCUAGAUUUUGAAUUCAUUUAUCUCUCUGGUGAUUGUUUUAAGAUGGUCUGUCUGAGACACUAAUGAACACUAAACCUUCAGACUUUUGACGAAUAAUCGCUGACCAUCAGCCGGCCGUGCUUAUGGUCCUGUUUCUGUGAUGAAGCUGUGAAAUGUGCCGUAUGAUGCUGUAGAUCUUGUUACCUGAACUUCCUCCUCCCUGUCAAGCCACAGCCUUCGUAUGUCUGAUCAUUUUGCACCUGUGAGAAAUUCAAGACUUGAAUAUGUUAAUCCUCUUCCUGUAAUAAAUUUGCUUCUCUGUUGCCUUCA